GUCAGUGUCGUAUGGGCUCCGCCGCGUAUCAACCGUGUGGCGUAUCAACCGCCACUUCCCCGCGUAUCAAUCGUACGAAUCGUAGUGUCGUGAUUUCGGAUGAUAGUGCUGUUUGAUUGAUUGAGUGAUGUGUGAUGAGUGAAAAAGAUGCGACGCGUCAACUAGCACAAAUGGACGCGAGGGGGGCGCGGCAGAAUGACGGUGAAGGCUCACGGCUCCGACCCGGGCACUGAAGCCACGAUGAGCACGACACUGCUGCCGUACCACAACAGCUCACACUACACGACAUACCUCUACCCUUCGAAAAGGCCACCCGAUGUUAGGAAUACUACAGUGAAAGUGGAAGUCAGGGAUGCCAACACUAGCGGUGAUUUUAUGAGGCUAGUGGAAGACUUUAGUGAUUACUUCUAUGGAAACACGUCCCAUGACUUUAGCACCAACUCCAGCCUAGACUUGGCCGACGUGUAUGGCUAUACAAACUGUAGUUUUAACGGUACAUUCAAUAUAUCAUGUUUUAAUAGACAAGUGGAUGAUUCGGAGCAGAAUCUGUGGGCGUUGUUGCUGUUGAUAUUUCCUUUUUUCACGUUGUUCGGGAAUGUGUUAGUGAUUAUGAGUGUAGUUCGCGAGCGGACGCUGCAGACUGUGACGAAUUAUUUUAUAGUGAGCUUGGCGGUGGCCGACCUGCUGGUGGCAGUCGUCGUGAUGCCCUUCGGAGUUUAUUACUUGGUAAACGGCUCGUGGGGUCUCCCAGCCUUCGUGUGCGACGUGUACAUCGCGAUGGACGUCACCUCCUCCACCUCCAGCAUAUUCAACCUCGUCGCCAUAUCUGUUGAUAGGUACAUUGCAGUAACGCAGCCAAUAAAAUACGCGAAGCACAAGAACAACAAGCGGGUCUGGUUCACCAUCGUGCUGGUGUGGCUGAUCUCCGCAGCCAUCGGAGCCCCCAUCGUCCUGGGCCUCAACGACACGCCCGACAGGAACUUUGACGAGUGCCUCUUCAACAGCCAGAACUACGUCAUCUACUCUUCUUUAGGCUCCUUCUAUAUCCCCUGCAUCAUGAUGAUGUUCCUCUAUUAUAAUAUUUUUAAGGCGUUAAGAAACCGAGCAAAAAAGCAGAGAGCAGCCAAAAAGCCGCCAGUAUCUGGUGACCCCAACACGGGAGCCACUACAGCGGUGGUGAUAGAAAACGUGGCUCAGACGAGAAGGCUGGCAGAGACUGCGCUGCAUGACGACAGACCCACUAACACUGGGUCUGGGAGUAAUGAGGAUGAUCAUGAAGACAGCUUCGACAAGAGAUCAGCAGAUUUGGAAGCGGAUGCGGACGACUGCCACGUGAUCCCGAACGACAAAUCCACCGAGUUCAUGCUGGCCACUGUCACGGAGGAAACUGCCAACACACCAAAAAGAAAUAUCAAAUCUCAACCAGCCCCAGACCCGAAUGGCAACAACGAUUCAGGGUACGCGCCCUCCAACCUUGAGGACACCAUCAGAGAGCACGUCUCACCUCCAGGGUCACCAGGGUUGAAAGACGCCACCGUUCUGAAGAACAUGGCAUGCGAUGGUUCCAAGUGGAAGAAGAAUGGGAAGACUUCUUCCAAGUUAUCUACAGAUUCCAGAAACGUAUCACUAGCCCUCCGAUCAGAGGAAGACGUCACAGCCAGCCAGUUCGACCUUCGAGACGGUUCCAGCUCCAAGAAAGAAAGAAAAGCAAGCGCAGCCACAGCUCGCUUCACCAUCUACAAAGCAAAUAAAGCAAGCAAGAAGAAAAGAGAGAAGUCUUCUGCAAAGAAGGAGAGAAAGGCUACUAAGACAUUGGCGAUAGUAUUAGGUGUGUUCCUCUUCUGCUGGGCACCAUUCUUCACGUGUUCAGUCCUCGGCGCUAUCUGCGAUAAGAUCGGCCUCUCCUUCGACCCUGGAGUGACGGUGUUCAUCCUGACCACGUGGCUGGGCUACAUCAACUCGUUCCUCAACCCCGUCAUCUACACCAUCUUCAACCCUGAGUUCAGGAAGGCGUUUAGGAAAAUACUCCAUUGCGGCACCUAGCCCGCAGACUAUUUGGUCGUCUUCACUCAGUAGAUCUCGGUUUGUUGGAAAGAUUUUUGGAUACAAAUUAAUGUUAUGGAAAGGUGACAAAGAUGUCUAUCAGUUUGACGGCAGGUGGGCUGAAAGCUCUUAUAGAUGAACCAUGACUCUACUUCAAACUACCUGAUUGUAAGCUACUGAUCCUAUGUGCCAAAGGCAACCAAAGUAAUAUGUAUCAAAAAAUCUUCAACAAAUAUUUACUCUUCUCUUAUAAAAUAUAUUUAAGAGAUCUACUGGACGACCAAAUUGUACAAAGUACAAUCGCAUACAAUGGUGUUUAUACUUAAUGUGAUAAACCAAUAAACGUGUCGUGUGUUAGUCGUAGCAACAUAGCAUAUCAAAAUGUAUUUAAAGAGUAAUUUAUAAAGUUGGAAGUUAUUGUAAAGGUGUAUCUGUAUUGUAUAGCUUGCUUACAGCUCAUGAUAUUCUAGUCAUCAGAACUAUAUGCCAAAGAUAUUAGAAGCGAUAUUACUAAGCUUUAGUUAUUUUAAGGUUGUGAUUAUUUUAAUUUUCAAUUUUAUCGUUAAUCGUUUUUCUUCAUAGCGUAAUGUACAGUCGACAAGAAAUUCUCUAGUAUUAUUAAAAUAAUAAAUAAAAUCAACUGUAACUAUAGCACAAAGAAGACAAUGUAGUGAAAUAAUUAAGAAACCAAAGAUUUAUUUUCAACUCAUUAAUGUGAAUAUUGUGUAACAUAAUAAUGCGUAAAUUUUUGUUAUUGUUUGAGUGAAAUCGCUCGAGAAAUGUUUAUGUAAAAGUUAAUAAUUGUAAGUGAAUAGUUUUGUUUUUGAAUACUCAGGACUUUAAUCUCUGCGUUAAUUUUCUCUUGCCUUUUUCCGUCCACGCGUUUCUCUCAAUAUCUCACCCUUCCUAGUAAUUAGUUGUAAUAGAUAAUAAUAAAUAAAUAGAUAAUGUUAGCUGUACGAAUGACAACGUCGAUGGAAGACAAUGCACUGCGAGAUUUGACAAGGUAGUAUGUAAAUAACUUGCCAAAUAAUUUAUAUGAAAAUGUUAGUAAAAUUAUAAUACACAGAUAAUGAUGGUUGAGUAAGAAAUAUCUAUGAACUUUUAUUAAAAUUAACAAGAGUGUUAAGAACACCAAACUCAUUCACGUAGGUACUAACAUAUUUUAUUAUGACAUUAGGUACAGUCUGCCACAAAAUUACAACUUGUCAUGUCAAAAAAUGUACAGAUAAAAUUACCAUUUAAAUAUUACUUUGUUAAAUAAAAUAAUAAUAUGAUGUAUUGUAAUUUCUUACUCAAUAAUCAUUUGUUUGUACAAUAUUUAACACGAUAUAUCAUAUCAAAAAAUUGUUUUCUACUUGAUAACUAGGUGAUUAUUUUGUAGGAUAAAUAUUAAAAACAAGUAUAAAUGAAAUGUGGCAAUCAAUGAUCUUCCAAAACAAAGUAUUAAUCAAGUGAUCUUACGUUUAUUAGUGUAUAAUCAUGUUGUAGAAGAAAUUUAUUUUUAUUUUAAUAUUUUAAUGAAGUUGCGGGUAAUUUUAGCAUUUAUUCCCAUUCCAUUCCAAGUUUUAAUGGAUUUAUUGUCAUAAUUUUAUUAUUUACCCUUUUCUCUUGAUAGAGAAUCUACGUAUAAAAAUAUAAAUGUGUUUGUUUCUUUAAAAUAUUAUUUAUGCAAGAUAAUUUAUAUUUCAAUAAUGAAUCCAAUACAAUAAAAGAUUAUAUUUUUAUUUGCACAGUAAUUUAAAAAAUAUUUUAGCAAAGUUGAUGUGAUCUCAAUUAGAAUAAUUAUUGUUUGCUCAAUUUAUUCUGUGCUAUUAAAUUAUUCGAAUAUUUUUUUUAAUUAUGUCGUUUAUUAUAUUUAAUCUGUCUGUCACAGGCAGGAAAUGUAUGAUUAUUUUUAGUACAGUCAUGUCCAAAAAUAUGUAUGAAAUAUUUUUUUUUUUUUUAGUAGAAAUGAGAUCUGAAAGAUUUACUUUUGAAUUCAUAAUACUCUUAAGAUCUCAAAAGGUCAUAUUACUGCAAGUAUUAUAACAUAAAAACAUCUUAUUUCGUUAUUAAUGUUGUAAAAAGAUUGAUACAUAUAAAGUUACUUGGUUUUGGUUGAGUCUGUCUCUUUCAAGUAAACUCGUAUUAAAAUGUAAAAUAAACAAGAAACAAACUUGUAACGUAAGUUGGAAAUUGUUUUUUGUUUUCACACCACACGUGGGGAUUAGAAAAAGUAAUUUUAAGUUGCUCAACUUAAUUCUUGUGUCUUUCGGCUCAAUGUAAAUUUGUUUAAGCAAUAUUCAUUAAUAACGAAACAAUAAUAUUAGAUGUCUGUCUAUUGUAAUCUAUGUAAUAAGGAAUACAUUUGUAAAAUUGUAAAUAAAAACAACAGGGUUCCUUGUAAGAAUCCGUAUAUUUAAUCGUUUUAUCAUAUUGUUAGUUAAACAAUUUAAAUAAAUUUAAUGAUAUUAUUAUAAUAAUAAGACGUUUUGUCUAUAGUGUAUCUGUAACAUAGAUAGAAGGAUAUUUAUAAAUAAUAAAAUGUUAUCCAAAGUCGGGCUUAAUAGAACGUUUUAGUACUUGCAAAGUAGACGGUAUUCUAUUAAACCAAUAUCUAUUUACUUUCGACAGUUCCCUUUAUUGAAAGAAUAUAUAUUACGUUGAACUGUAAAUAUUGCAAUAAGUAUUAGUCAUUUAAACAUUUUUUAACGUUUGUGUUGAUCUAUUUUUAUUCGCUGUUUGGGCGCAGUCUAUAACAAAAGUAUAAUACAAGUUAGUUGUUUAAAAAAAACACAAAAAGUUUAAAUACCGCCGUGACAGUUAAUCUAAUAAAAUAUUUUAUUAUUUAAGAAAAAAAUAUUUAAAUAGAUCAAAUGAAAUAUAAUAAAUAAUAAUUGAAAGUAUAAGUACUUUUGUUACCGACUGUACGCAAAGUAUAAGAUGUGUUUGUUGGGACCUAGUUGGGCUCCUAUGAUGUAGCGUUUUAUCUUUCUAUGCGAGAAAUGUGAUGAUGAUUUAAAUAUAUUCUGUUUUUACAA
Messenger RNA from Spodoptera frugiperda (fall armyworm), 5066 nucleotides. It is a transcript of the gene Dop2R, whose product is annotated as dopamine D2-like receptor. Gene Ontology annotation, molecular function: G protein-coupled receptor activity; dopamine neurotransmitter receptor activity, coupled via Gi/Go. Gene Ontology annotation, biological process: adenylate cyclase-activating adrenergic receptor signaling pathway. Gene Ontology annotation, cellular component: membrane. The transcript is spliced from 9 exons. Lineage: Eukaryota; Metazoa; Arthropoda; Insecta; Lepidoptera; Noctuidae. The record is from RefSeq and is a predicted model, not a curated record. The coding region runs from base 196 to 2043 and encodes 615 amino acids.